Messenger RNA from Contarinia nasturtii (swede midge), 4399 nucleotides. RefSeq names its product protein draper (gene drpr). The coding region runs from base 746 to 3805 and encodes 1019 amino acids. The record is from RefSeq and is a predicted model, not a curated record. Lineage: Eukaryota; Metazoa; Arthropoda; Insecta; Diptera; Cecidomyiidae. The transcript is spliced from 17 exons. Gene Ontology annotation, molecular function: protein binding; scavenger receptor activity.
ACAAGAUUACGUUGUUACUUCUCAGAUUCUUUUUUGUUGUUGUUUGUUGUUGUUGCUAAAAAGGUAGAAUGAAAAUGUAUCAAUAUAUAAAGUAACAAUCCAAAAAUAACACACAAUUGACGAAUAUUCAUAACAAAAAUUGCAACGCACAAGCAACGAUCUCUUUUCGGCUGGUCAGAAGAAGAAUAAGACAAAAAGAAUACAAUCAAAAAAUUAUAUUGCAAUCAAACAAUUUAAUGGUGCAAGUGAAGAGAACUUGUAAAAUUUUGUGCAAUUUUUUUCUCUUCUUGUUGUCGUUUCAAAUUUUGAAUCAAUUCAAAUCAAAUUAUAUAUCAAAAUACAUGGACAAAACGUGCGAUAUAUGUCUUGUUACAACGAACUAAUGAAAACAUGAACUGAUCACUGCUGACAAACCGAACGAGAUAAAUGUUAUUACAGUUUAGUGUUUAUGUGUUUCAACAAACAAUUGUUUUUUUAUCUUUAUCACUAUUUUUAAAAUCUUUUGUUUUGAAAUCAUUUUUAUUUGCACCACACACACACACAUAAAGUGACACAUCAAUGAAGUGCAUUAAAUAAUUUGAUCGAAAAUACUUAGUGCUUUAUUUUAAAAAUAUCAUAAUUUAGCAAAAGUGGAUCGUUGAUUAUUUCUUUGUGCGAUAAGUGUAUACUUAAGUAAAUGUUAACCAAUUUCCAGUUAUACAUUGUUAAUCGGUCGGUUUAGUGUAGUGUUGACAUUUCUAUCAAAAUGCAAAUAUUUGUGAAGGUGACGAUUUUUUAUUUAUUCUUUGGAUUCUUGUUAACUGCAUAUCAUCAAGUAACCAGUGAAAAUGUAGAUGAUCUCGAACCAAUUUUAUUAACUGGACCAAAUGUUUGCAAACGCAUCGAAGAGUUUCCUGUUGAAGUUGUAGUCACAGAAAAGCAACCAUAUCAAGAGCGAGUAAAUAAUUGGUGUCUUGCCGUUCCGCCAAGAUGUUCAGGCUAUAAAAUAAAAUUUAAGACAGUUAACAAGACCGUAACUCUAAAAAAGGAACGAGUCAUAGCGGAAUGUUGUGAUGGAUAUGCCAAAAAUGAAGCUGGAGACGCAUGUAAACCAGUUUGUACGGAUUGUAAACAAGGCAUUUGUGCUGGUCCAAACAAAUGUAAAUGCAAUCCAGGCUUUUUUGGACCCAAUUGUGAUAUAAGUUGCCCGACAGGACAGUGGGGUCGAAAUUGUACGCAAGCAUGCAAUUGCGAACAUGAUAGCAUAUGCGAUCAAUUCAAUGGCCAAUGCAAAUGUACGAAGGGCUAUCGGGGUGAUCGUUGCGAAUUGGAGUGUGAAAGUGAUCGAUAUGGUUUGAAUUGUUCGGAACCAUGUAACUGUAAAAAUAAUGGAAAAUGUCAUCACAUAUCGGGUGAAUGUACGUGUGCGCCAGGUUUUACUGGUCCAUUAUGUGGUGAACUUUGUCCAAACGGUACGCAUGGCGAAGAUUGUAAAUCAGAGUGCAAAUGCCAAAACGAUGGUUCGUGCAAUCCACAAACCGGUCAAUGUGAAUGUCCACCCGGUUGGACCGGUGAGGUUUGCGCAAAUCGAUGUCCGGCAGGAUUUUACGGGAAAAAUUGUGAGCAACAGUGUGAAUGCUAUAACAAUGCUCGUUGUCAACAUAUUAGCGGUGAAUGUGAAUGUGCUCCUGGAUAUAUUGGAACAAAAUGCUUUGAAACUUGUCCUAGUCAAAAAUAUGGAUUGAAUUGCGCAAUAGAGUGCAAAUGUAAAAACGGUGCACAAUGCAAUCCAGCGGAUGGAAGUUGUUCAUGUUCAAAGGGUUGGAAAGGGAUUUACUGUGAAGAGCGCGUUUGUGCAGAUCAUAUGUAUGGUGAAAAUUGUGAAUUGACCUGUGAAUGUGACAAAAACACCACGAAAACUUGUCAUCCAUAUACGGGUAAAUGCGAUUGCAAUGCAGGAUGGAGUAGUAAUUUAUGUAAUCGACCAUGUCCAUUCCUUACUUGGGGCGAAAAUUGCGCAAAAGAAUGCAAUUGCAAUGGCGCUCAAUGCAAUCCGAUAACUGGAGAAUGUGUUUGCGCUCCCGGCUAUCAAGGAAAAACCUGUGAAAAAGAAUGUGAUGAAGGUUUCUAUGGUGAUUGUACACAAAAAUGUAAUUGUACCAAUGGUAAAUGUAGCCCAGAGACUGGUCAAUGUUUCUGUAACGUUGGAUGGAAAGGUCAUCAUUGCGAUAGACCAUGUGAUGAAGGAAAAUUUGGAAAAGACUGUAAAGAGCAAUGUAAAUGCCAAAAUUCUGGCGCUUGCAAUGCAAUAAGUGGCCAAUGCACAUGCAGUGCGGGAUGGACGGGUGAACUUUGUGAAGAAAAGUGCAGAAAUGGAACAUUUGGUUUUAAUUGUAGUCAAGAAUGUGAUUGUAAUUUCAACAAUUCGAUAGCAUGUGAUGCCGUUGAUGGUCGAUGCUACUGCAAAAGUCCAUGGACCGAAGGGAACGACACUGAUGUGGAAGGUGUUAAUUGCGAAACAAAGUGCCCACCUGGACUGUACGGUGAUAAUUGCGAAAAUGAGUGUCGAUGCUAUAAUAAUUCAUCGUGUGAGGCACAAACCGGAAAAUGUGUUUGCAACAAAGGAUGGCGAGGCGAAGACUGUUCAGAACCAUGUCAAGCAGGCUAUUAUGGUUUAGGUUGUAAAGAAAAGUGUCCGGAUGUAGUGAACGGUAAUAAGACGUGCGAUCACGUGACCGGUGAAUAUGUUUGUACACCGGGAUAUAUAGGUCUAACGUGCGAGCAUCCAUGUCCAGAUGGAACUUACGGUCCACGUUGUUUGCUGAAAUGUAUGUGUGAAAAUGGUGCCGAGUGUCAUCAUAUUACCGGUCAAUGUCAAUGUGCUCCAGGUUGGACUGGCACAUCGUGUAACGUACCAUGCCCGGAUGGGUAUUUCGGUCAAAAUUGUAAUCAAAUUUGUAAAUGCAAAAAUUUUGCAAGAUGCCGAAAAAAUGACGGAUACUGUAUUUGUAAUGCUGGAUGGAUGGGAGCUCAUUGCGAAGAUGUUUGUCCAGAAGGUUUCUAUGGAAAGCACUGUAUGGAAUUCUGUUCAUGUCCAUCGCCACAAUUCAUUUGUCAUGCAGCCCAUGGAUGCGUAUGCCGUGUUGGAUUCAUGGGAACGGAUUGUUUAACACCAAAAUCACAAUUUUCAGAACUGCAAACUGGUCAAAGUAAUGCCAGUAUAGUAUGGGGUAUUAUUGUUGCUUUAUCAUUGGUUGGCGUGAUUAUUUUCAUUUCAUUGUAUUUCCGUCGACGGGUUCGAAACUUAAAAACGGAAAUCGCACAUGUUCAGUAUAUUGCUGAUCCGCCUUCACAGCCGGAUCGACAUCAUUUCGACAAUCCAGUUUAUGCAUUCCAACCUUCAACGUCAAACGGUUCGGAUAGUACCACACUGCUAAACAUAAGAUCACAACACAAACCAUCGAAUCUCAGCCGUGCUGGUGCUUAUUCGAUUGAUUACAACACAGAUAUGCUUCAGAAAAAUUUAAAUGCUGAUAUGACCAAUCCAAAUGUAUACCACAGCAUUGAUGAGAAUUUCGAAGAUCAUGUUUACGAUGAAAUUAAACAAAAAGACGGCUAUCCAGACGAAUAUGAUCAUCUAGAUUAUUCGAGUAGGCCAGGCAGCUCAUUUAAACCACACUAUCAUCGCAUGAACGAUGUAUUGAAUAUUACAAAAGAUGAAAAAGAAGUAAAAGAAUCGAACAUUGAAAGUAAUAAUUUGGAUAGACCGGGACGAUCUUUAAUGGAUUCGAAGGCGUCUUAUUCAAGUGGCGAUUCAAAUAGUUAACUCUUGAAAAUCAUAUGAAUCAAUUGAUUUGAAAACACAACAGUCUUCGAGUGAAUACGCCAACUUUAUAAUAUUGUGAGCUUAGUAUUGUGCUUUUUCCUGAAGUAUUGUGCUUUUUUGUACAUGAAUUUAUACACUUUUUUUCUCUAAAAUGCUCAAUUAAAUCGUGAAAAAUGAACGUAAACACAGAUUAAACAGAUGGUUGUAUGCUGUUAACAAGCAACAAAUAUGCAGUACAGAAAUAUCUUUUUUAUAAGCAAAUUUUACCGAGUUGUGAUUUAAGAAACGUAAACCACAUUUAGAUGUUUAUUGAUAAAUAAUGUAUUUGAAUUGUAAAACCAGAGAGUUAUUCUCUUUUGUUUGUUUGUUUUAUAUUUUAAGUAUAACUGUGUAUCAAUAUGCCAAUGUUAAAUUAGUGUAAAUUUUUUAACAUACGAACGAUGUGAUUUUUUGGGACAAAUAGCCGAUACGACGGAAGACAGUUUCUCUCCGAAAUUCGAUGAAUUCAUUGAGAUAAUAUAUUUUUGUACCAAAACAAAACAAUUACCGCAUGCAAUCAAACAAAUAUAUGGAACAAAGUGUUCAUGCUCCUCA